Molecule: messenger RNA, 874 nt
Organism: Alternaria rosae
Lineage: Eukaryota; Fungi; Ascomycota; Dothideomycetes; Pleosporales; Pleosporaceae
Exons: 3
Coding region: 288-752 (154 amino acids)
Source: RefSeq, a predicted model, not a curated record
CUCAUCAAGAUGACCGUUGUUUUGGCAAAUCAGACGUGAGCGGACGUUUGAUCGACACUAACAUGCCUCGAGGUGGAGACUGAAGCCUGAUACAGGCUCACCUGCAGGCGUGCUGCCCGCAUUUGUGACGUGUUGCCUAGGGGAAGCAAACAGGAGCGCGCGCAGGUGAGAGGGAUAUAAACAGACCUACUUCGUCUUUUGCUUCUCCACCCAUUCCAUAACCAAUCCUGCCCAUCUUCUCAAGUUAGAACUCUCAAUCAGACCUCUGUCAAAUACAAUCAUCAACAAUGGCUUCUUCCAACCCUUCCAAUUUCGCCAACCUCCCUAAGGACAAGCUUAGUGAGAUUGCUGCAAAGGGCGGCCAUGCCUCUCACGGCUCUGGCAACAGCGACUCCACAUCCACUGGCAGCAGCGGCAACGCUGACCGUAACGCUGACGGUACCUUCACUCAGGGCUCAGACCUCGCAAAGGAGCUAGGCGCCCAAGGUGGUCAUGCUUCCCACGGUGCUACAGACUCUACAUCCAACAGCAGCGAGCCAGGCCGUAACCCAGAUGGCACCUUCACCAAAGGUUCAGAGGUCGCCAGCAAGCUUGGUGCUCAGGGCGGUCACGCUUCCCACGGUUCUUCCACCAACGACUCCGGUGCGCAGACUUCCAGCAGCGAGAGCGGCCGCAACCCUGACGGCACGUUCAAGAAGGGCAGUGAGCUUGCUUCCGAGCUGGGUACACAGGGCGGACAUGCCUCGCACUAGAAGCAGCAUGUAUGAUGUGCCUAUCGAUCCUUCAGUCCAACCUCCAUCAUAUAUCCAUGAAUGACGGCCCAACCUGGAGAGAGGUGUUCUGGACAUUAGGGUGCUGUCAUGCAGGGCCAUAA